Didymodactylos carnosus is the source of this 759-nucleotide messenger RNA. The record is from the annotation of a GenBank genome assembly. NCBI's taxonomy places the organism in Eukaryota, Metazoa, Rotifera, Eurotatoria, Philodinida, Philodinidae.
AUGAAGCAUCUGAGUAAUGCUGGACCAUUGCAAGAAAUGUUUAAACUUUUUAGCAGUUGGAAAGAUACGUACGAGCAACUGAAUUUGCGCUUCUCAUGCGAACAACUAGCCAAACCACGUGAAUUAGCCGGUGGAAACAAUCUAACCAUUCAAGAUUCGCUUUCUGCCUACAUCAUUCUUACGCUGAACACUCAUUGUUAUCUAAAUGAUGAUCAGCGCCGUAUUUUACGCACAAACACACCUGUCAAUUUUCGCGGUGUCUCUCACUCGAUAGCUCCAGCUGGGCACGUUUCCAAUGCUGUAUUUAUGAUGCUGUCCGAUGAUUUUGAUGAUCCAUUAUCUCUGUCGAGCAUUGUCAGGACAAUUCGUCGCUCAAUUAUUCGAUCACGUGAUCCAAAAUUUCUGGAGCCCUGGCUGACCCCAGCUGAUGGAUUAUUGAGAAAAAUCGCGCGUGAAAAUCUACUGGCCAACUGGGGACAGUUUCCGAACGAAGUGAUAGUUAAUUCUAAUUUAAGGUACGAUUGGGCGGGUCUCGUAGAUUUGGGCUACACGGACAAAUGUCGCUUCUAUACAGUAUGGACGGAUCCAUUGUAUUUCCGUGUGUUUCAUCUAAAUCCAGUGCAAGACGGCACCGAAUGGCUCCCACGAGAUCGGAACGGAGCUGAAGUUGCUUUUCUACUUGAAAAUGACAUGAAAGAAAGAUUUGUAAGCGCAUGGCAGAAAGGUGUUGCCGCGAAUUUUACAAAAGUAAAACAAUGA